This is a messenger RNA of Sus scrofa (pig), 4895 nucleotides long. It is a transcript of the gene PCBD1, whose product is annotated as pterin-4 alpha-carbinolamine dehydratase 1. The record is from RefSeq and is a predicted model, not a curated record. Gene Ontology annotation, molecular function: 4-alpha-hydroxytetrahydrobiopterin dehydratase activity. NCBI's taxonomy places the organism in Eukaryota, Metazoa, Chordata, Mammalia, Artiodactyla, Suidae. Gene Ontology annotation, biological process: tetrahydrobiopterin biosynthetic process.
GCUCCCGCCCCGGGCGGCCCGAGCGCUGCCCCGCCCGACGGCUUCCCGGUGCGCCGGGCUUCGCGCUCUUCCGCUCCGCUACCACCUGCUGAUCGCCCGCGUCUGCGCCGCCCGGCAUGGCUGGCAAAGCGCACAGGCUAAGUGCGGAGGAGAGGGACCAGCUGCUGCCAAACCUGCGGGCCGUGGGGUGGAACGAGCUGGAAGGCCGGGAUGCCAUCUUCAAGCAGUUUCAUUUCAAAGACUUCAAUAGGGCUUUUGGCUUCAUGACGAGAGUGGCCCUGCAGGCUGAGAAAUUGGACCACCACCCUGAAUGGUUUAACGUGUACAACAAGGAGAGGAUGUUAAGGAGAGAUUAUGAAAAAGAGGCAAGAACAAGAAAAAAGCAAUUACUACUCCAGCGCAAGAAAAGGCCCUUAAACAUCUGAAUAUUGCUGACCCAGGCCAUAAGCAAGUAUUUCAGUUCUUUUUGAAGAACACCAUGGUGCUCAAAAUCAAGAAGCUACUUAACCCAGCUUUAAAAUAAUGUGUGUACUUGACAAUGUGCCAUCCUAAUCCACUCUCACUGAAGCUAAGAUGGACUUAACUGCACUUCCUGAACCACACAAGGAUGGACACGAAGAAAAGGGGUUGUAGACUUGGCCUCUAUCACUAUACCCUGUCAUAUGAAUCAGCUGCCCUGGAGAGAGCAAAGAGCCAGGGUUAAUUAAAUAUUUACAGGGCAAGCUAAUACUUUGAGCAAUGUAUUUUGUUGGUAAUAGUCAAAAUAACCAACUGUCUACUUUGAUUAACAUGUGGUCCCUUCCCUCGCUCACCUUAUGAGUAUCAGCUGAAAUGCUGGUGACGCCUUUCACGCGGAAAUCAAAGGGCUGCUCCAAUGGGUAUCCGGCUUUCUCCAUAAAGACGAUGAGGAAGCCUCCCAGACAAGCAUCCACAUGAAGAGGUAUUUUGUAUUUGACAGCCAGCUAGUUCCAGAAACCAAAGACCAUAAGAGAAUAUCAUUUACAGCCCUGUAACAGAAACCUUGCAAGCCAUGAGUGGAAAGUGGGAUAGAGCCACAGGCAUGAUGUACUAUCUUCCAUGUUUUAAAAACCUGGCCAUUUUUUACUUAUUAUUAUUUUUUUUACUUUUUUUUAUUUUAGGGCCACACUUGCAGCAUAUGGAAAUUCCCAGGCUAGGGGGCGAAUUGGAGCUACAGCUGCUGGCCUAGACCACAGACACAGCAACUCAGGAUUCAAGCAGAGUCUGCAACCUACACCACGGCUCACGGCAACACCAGAUCCCUAACUCACUGAGUGAGGUCAGAGAUUGAACCCAAUCCUCAUGGAUACUAGUCAGAUUCGUUUCCUCUGUACCACAACAGGAACUCCUGAUAUUCUUAAUAAAGGUCAUCUUCCAAAGGUAUUCAGCCUUCAAAAUAAUUCAUUUGAAAUGUGGUUUCUAUUUUAUAUUUAAACAUGCAUGGCUUCAAACUCACGCAAAAUCAAAGUAAGAAAUGAGCAGCACUCUGAUUUGGGCUGGAGAGGGUAGGGGAGGUGGCAGGGGGUGGGGGGGCCAUGGGGCAGUACAGUGAACACCACCAUUUAGGCAUGCGCCUAAAUGCAGGUUAUUUCCUGAUCUGAAUCAAAAUGCCAGUACCAGUUCAGAAUGUCCAGUUUAAGCAAAGCCUUCCACGUUGUGUUAUCCCUCCCACGUUGUGUUAUCCCUCCCACGUAGCAGAAGCCAUCUCUUUCAGAAGCUCAAACAGAACUGUGCAGCUUACCACAGGGCAGAUGAGAGCUAGUCAUCACCACUGGGCCAGAAUCUAAACCCCAAAUCGCUUCUCUUUGCCAAGUACUGCACCUUAGAUUAUACUAUAAAACCUCGAUCUGGAUGUAGUCUGUUUCUCCCACGCACCUUGGCCACUUCGGGGACAGGAUCUAUCACACCGUGAGGAUACUGGGGGGUAGAGCAGACGAGCAUGGCAGUGUUCCUGGAGAUGGCUCUCCGCAUUGCCUAGGGGGUUAAAGUUAAGAGGAAGGUGAGGGGCCCCAUCACAAUUACUCUUCCGCUACCGAGAUCAGCCUAGGCCACCAGCUUGGAGUGUCAGUUCCAUGGGGCCCCCCUGCGUCACCUCUCCAACCUGGAGAAAGACGGCUCCCCACCAUGGUGGCUGAAUGCAAACACCUGGGUAUGAAAACAGUCUGUGCGCACAAUACAAAAACAAGAGAAUCUCUGUGAGGCUGAAAAAGAACAUGGGGCUCAGAGGCAAAAUUGCCAAAGGUAAGUCCCGGCCCCACCUAUCGGCAGUGAAAUCUUGAGAAACUUCUUCAUUUCAGCCAGUGCGUUUCUUCAUCUGUGAGUAACACUAACAGCUUCUACGACCUCUCUGGGCUGUCAUGAGGCUCAAGUGCGAUUCUGAUGGCACUCUGAAAACUAGAAAGUUCUUCUAUAUGAGUGCAAGGCAUAAACAUAAUUACUGAAGGAGCUGGAAGAUGAGGGACCUGGCGAGAGGUUGGCCAAGGGGUACCAAGUGUCAGGUAUGCAAGGUGAUGUACAACCAUGACUGUACUGAACGAUCCUACACUGUACACCUGAAAUGUGCUUAGAGAACUAGGGGGUAGCCUUAAGUAUUCGAACCAUGAAAAAGAGAAAGAAAGAAAAUGGUAACUAUGUGAGGUGUUGGUUCUGUUAAAUAGCUUGACUGUGGUGAUUAUUUCCCAGUGUUCACAUAUAUCAAGAGGUCAAGCUGUAUGCCUUAAAUAUACCCAGUAUUUUACUGGUCAAUUCAUUAGUUAAUACCUCAAUUUCAGUUGGAGGUAAUGAUGCAGUGCUAAUAAACUGGAUAGUUUACUUAUGGAAAAAAAUACUACUAUAAUGGCAAUGGUACUCUUUCAGGAUAAUCAAAAACCACAGUGGGUCUCAGGGCAAGUUAGUCCAGGCUCAGUUUACAAAGAGAAGAGAAAGUGAUGGCACUGAGACAAAACCCAGAUCGUUAAAGUCUCAAGUUAGUCUCACCUUCCCAUCAGGGUUCAUGAAUCCAGGAAAAGCCAAAAGCUGCAAGGAUUCACCACAGCCAGUGGCAGUGUUUGCAACUCUGGCUGCUACAAUCAAGGCAUUUUUGAGCCUGUCUGUGACAAUGGAAAAAGCUAGCAAUCAGGUGCACUUCUUGCUUCUUAUGGCCCAAGACAGCCAACAGUCCUUCAGAGGAACUCACCCGAAUAUCCACCUCCAUCAUUUUGUUCAGUGGAACCCGUAUAAUCUUCAUCCCAAAGUAAUUGGCUGCUUUGUCAAAUGCAGCAUGGGCACUCUGGGGGGCUACGCUAAAGGGCAGGGAAGAAGAAAAUAAUGAAAUUCAAAUCAAAACAGGGUUCAAGAGACAACAUGGUUAGCAGCUAAUCUAAACCACCAGGAGUAAACUUCCGAUUAUUUACCCUCAAAUUUUUAAAAGUGUUUAUAGUGUUUUCUUUUUAGCACAAAUAGAGGUCAGCGGAUUUUCUAGAGAAACCUUCUCCUUACUCUUUAGAAAUCAUUUUGGCAGCAGGAAGAACUCCAAGUAAUGCCACACUGAGGGAUCCUAAGCAUAAAGCAAGGCUGACGGGUAUAAAGACAAAGGAUGGGGACUUUGGGACCACCGUGAGGUUGAGCCUUCUAGCCGCUGCUGACCCAAGGAUGGGCACCUCAGUGAAGAGCAAGCUUCCUGACACAACACAUGUUCAAGCAGAGAGCAUAAGACUGCUUGUUUAGCAGGGAUGUUAAAGCAACAGUCAAGCAUCAGACCAGGGGGGCCCUCCAUCUCGGAAAGACCAUGAGCUACGAAAAACCAAAAUCCCCAUUUUCCCCCACACACUUGGAGGCAGCACUUCAAAUAGUAUUGAAAAAGGAAACCAAGCCAUUUGUUUUCAGACUUCCCUCAAUCACUCCACUCUUACAAUUAAUCUGUUCUCUUGAAGGGAGAAAACUCACUAUCACUAAGUACAAAGAGACAAAAAUGGAGUUCUCAUUGCGGCUCAGUGGAUUAAGUUACCCGACAGUCUCCAUGAGGAUGUGGGUUUGAUCCCUGGCCUUGAUCAGUAGGUUAAGGAUCCGGCAUUGCUGCAAGCUGCAGCAUAGGAUCACAGAUGUGGUUUGGAUCCAGUGUAGCUACGGCUGAGGCGUAGGCCGGCAGCUGCAGGUCUGAUUUGACUCUUAGCCUAGCAACUUCCAUAUGUCACAGGUGCGGUCAUAAAAAGACCAAAAAAAAAAAAAAAACCUUUAUGCAUGAAGAAAGACGGCACCUGACAUUCUCUUAGUCUAAGGAUGAACCACAGCAAGAGGUCAUGUGCAACAAAGCCCUUAAUCACUGACACUUAUGGGAAAAACAUUAACCCAGAAGAUGUAAUAUGAACACACUUAUGAAAAGGAAGGGAUCUUGAGAAAAAAAAAAAAAAAUGCAACCAAAUAUCAAAAUUAUGUCCAUGGGGUGGCAAUAUGUAUAAAUCUCAAAACGAUUUCUAAAAUUUUUCCUUCCAGAACGCAGUCUUCAGGCUGAAAUUUUCUCAAGAAGCACCCCAAAGCAGCCUAUUAUUUUUAAGUAAUUUUCACUGAACUAAGAUAACUAGAGAGCUUUCCUUAGCCUCCAGGUAAACUUACAGUAAAUACCGCAGAAUUCAAAGAUGUAUGUAGUCCUAUAACUCUGUCACUUCUAGAAAAAGGAUCUUGUUCUUGUUUGCAAUAUACACCACAUAUAAAUUGGGGGGGGGGGUGGAGAAUGACCUUUAAUAUUAACUAGCAGAUCCACUUAGGAUUUUGCUGAAUGUGAAGGAUAAGUGGUCAAGGGCCAAGGGCAGGAAGGAAGAAGCAGAAAACAGCUGUCAAGCUAUUUUACAUGACAGUACUCUGCAGAGACAAACCUAAAAGGGGGAAAAAAAAAAAAAAAA